AUCUCAUCACCCUACAACAUGACGCACGUUACCCAUGUGGGCUUCAACCACCAAACGGGUGAGUUUACUGGUUUGCCAAAGGAGUGGCAAGUACUUCUCAACCAAAGUGGCAUCACACGAAGAGAGCAAGAAGCCAAUCCACAAGCAGUACUGGACGCCAUCUCAUUCUUUAAGGAAACCCGAGAAGAUCCGGACGACGAGGUGUGGCAAAAA
Molecule: messenger RNA, 213 nt
Organism: Umbelopsis ramanniana AG
Lineage: Eukaryota; Fungi; Mucoromycota; Umbelopsidomycetes; Umbelopsidales; Umbelopsidaceae
Exons: 1
Molecular function (GO): protein serine/threonine kinase activity
Source: RefSeq, a predicted model, not a curated record